CCUUCUUCUUCUUCGAACGCUCAGGUAUAGCUCCUCCUAGGACCCCUUGUUCUGUUGAUACCUGCUGAGCUUCUCGGUCUGCUCACAGACUUGAUAGAUACGUCUGAUCAUGGGAUCCGCGGUGGAGAGCGGGUGGGUCGUGUCACUCUCUCUAGCCGCCAAAUGUGGUGAGCUCUCCGCAGACCCCUCCCGCCUUCUCUCUCUCGCUUUCGUCGUCGUGGUUUGCUGGCUGGCGACUGGUUUGCUCCACUGGGUCUCCCCCGGCGGCCCCGCUUGGGGAAGGUACUGGUGGAGCCGGCGGCGGCCCUGGGGCCUCGGCGGUGCCAUCCCCGGGCCCAGCGGACUCCCCGUGGUCGGGAGCAUGGGCCUCAUGUCCGGCCUCGCGCACCGGAAGCUCGCCGCCGCCGCGGACGCCAUCCCCGGCGCCCGGCGGCUCAUGGCGCUAAGCCUGGGUGAAACCCGGGUGGUCGUCACCUGCGACCCGGACGUGGCCAGGGACAUCCUCAACAGCUCCGACUUCGCCGAGCGGCCGGCCAAGGAGUCAGCUUACGGUCUCAUGUUCCACCGCGCCAUCGGCUUCGCCCCCUACGGCGCGUACUGGCGCAACCUGCGGAGGAUUGCGGCCACCCACCUCUUCUCCCCCAAGCAGAUAUUCGCCUUCGGCCGCCACCGCGCUGAGAUCGCCGCGCAGAUGGUGCGCGCCCUCGACGGUCUCGCAUCCGAGCCCGUGCAGGUCCGCAGGAUCGUGAAGCAAGCGUCCCUGAACCACGUCAUGUGGUUCGUCUUCGGAAAGCAGUACGACCUCGAGCGAGAGACCGAUGAGUUGAAGGAGCUGAGAAGCUUAGUAGAAGAAGGUUACGAGCUCCUGGGGAAGCUCAACUGGUCGGACCACCUGCCGGUGCUCGCUGGCUUGGACCUGCAGCGAGUGCGGUCGGGCUGCUCGGGGCUUGUCCGCCGAGUCGACCGGUUCGUGGGCCGCAUCAUCGAGGAGCACCGAGUCGAGCGCGGGCGGGACACGAAGGCCGCCCCGGGGGACUUCGUCGACGUUCUGUUGUCGCUGCAGGGUUCCGAUAGGUUAUCCGACUCCGACAUGGUCGCAGUUCUCUGGGAGAUGAUAUUUCGGGGUACGGACACAGUGGCGGUGCUAAUAGAGUGGGUGCUAGCGAGGCUGGUGAUCCAUAGGGAGGUGCAAACUAGGGUGCAGGCGGAGCUGGACGCGUUGGUGGGGAGGGACCGGGCGGUGACGGCAUCCGAGGCCACUGGGGCGCUGCCGUACCUUCAGGCGGUGAUCAAGGAAACGCUGCGGGUGCACCCUCCGGGCCCGCUUCUCUCGUGGGCUCGCAUGUCCACAUCGGACGCGAGCGUGGGCGGGGGCACUGUCGUGCCCGCGGGGACCACCGUGAUGGUCAACAUGUGGGCCAUCGCACGCGACCCGACGGCGUGGCCCGACCCUCUCCGGUUUGACCCGGUCCGGUUCCUGGCCCCGGGCGGGCGCGCGGCCGAGUUCCCGGUGAUGGGCUCGGACCUGCGGCUGGCGCCGUUCGGCUCCGGCAGGCGGAGCUGUCCGGGGAAGGGGCUGGCCAUGGCCACGGUCGAGUUGUGGGUGGCGGCGCUGGCGCACGAGUUCGAGUGGCGGACACCGUCCGACGCUGACGUCGACCUCUCAGAGGUGCUGCGGCUCUCCUGCGAGAUGGCGGCGCCACUUACCGUGACGCUCCGGCGGCGGCGGCGGCGGGGGCGGGAGAUGGCCUGACGAGUCACAUGCAGAGCUCUCACCUGCAAUGGACACAGUGGGGCGAAUACAGCGGCUUCUGUAGAGUGGCUUCCUUUUCUUUAAGGGUUAUUUUAUGCU
This is a messenger RNA of Musa acuminata subsp. malaccensis (wild Malaysian banana), 1852 nucleotides long. Its product is annotated as cytochrome P450 78A6-like. Gene Ontology annotation, molecular function: iron ion binding; heme binding; oxidoreductase activity, acting on paired donors, with incorporation or reduction of molecular oxygen. The record is from RefSeq and is a predicted model, not a curated record. Lineage: Eukaryota; Viridiplantae; Streptophyta; Magnoliopsida; Zingiberales; Musaceae.